Messenger RNA from Topomyia yanbarensis, 1522 nucleotides. RefSeq lists its product as uncharacterized. The record is from RefSeq and is a predicted model, not a curated record. The coding region runs from base 118 to 1404 and encodes 428 amino acids. Lineage: Eukaryota; Metazoa; Arthropoda; Insecta; Diptera; Culicidae. The transcript is spliced from 5 exons.
UUCUCCAUUCGGUUGGACGUUUUAUUUGUGAAGUUGCUCGCGUGAAUAUUCGUACAAUAUUCAUACUUCAAUAGCCACUCAGUGUUCUAUCGGUUAGACAAACAAAAUAUAGCUAAAAUGAAUUCUCAACAAUCAAGCGCAGAAGAUAAGAUAGUUAACGGUUCGGAAGUGAAACAAGAUGCGUUGAAGAUUCCCGCCUGGUUGGAUGAGAAGUUCUUCGAAGACAUCUUCGUGACCAAUUUCCAGCUGGAGCAGGGCAAGUUUAAGGUUAACAUCAAUGCCAUAGUUCCAACGGGCGGAGCUGGCGAGAAUUAUACCUCAAUGCUGUAUCGUGCUGAUGUGGAGGCCGUGUGCGAAGAUGGUACCAGGGAAAAUUUAAAACUUAUCGUCAAAGCAAUGAUCAUCGAUCCGACGUUGAAAUCCUUCAGUGUGUUUACCAAGGAAAGGUGUGCCUAUGAGCAAUUACUGCCUACUUUGGAGCAGCUCUGGGCGAACGCAGGCACAACAGUCCGUUUCGGUGCACGCUGUUGGAAAACGGUUGAGGGCGAUGUCGACGUUAUUGUGUUAGAUGAUCUAUGCGUCAAAGGGUAUACAGUAGCAGACCGGCAGAAGGGCGCUGAUAUGGCGCACGUAGAAAUAUUCCUAUCUAAACUAGCUAUGUUCCAUGCGGCCAGUGCCGUUGAUUAUAGGAAGAAUGGACCCAUUAAUCCAUUGUAUGACAAUGGUAUGGUUCAACCGGAAACGAAGCCCCUCUUUGAUCAGUAUUUGAAAGUUGUAGGACCAGUGUUUCUUGCAUCAAUGGAAUCAUGGCCGGGACAUGAAAAAUAUCACGAUAAAAUGAGAAAAAACCUUCAAGGCAUAUACGAGAAAUUACUCGAUGCAACUUCAAAGGACGAUUCAGGGUUUGUAGCACUCUGUCACGGAGAUGUUUGGACCAAUAACCACAUGUUUAGUUAUAACAAAUCUGGGGCGCCGGUGGAUGCUCUUUUGCUCGACUUCCAAGGUCCAUACUAUGGUUCACCGGUGCAAGAUUUGUUCUACUACAUUAUAUCAUCCACCACGGUGGAACUGAAAUCAAACCAUUUCGAUGAGUUGGUGCAGUAUUAUCAAAAGUGCCUAGCGGAAAGUCUGGAAAAACUAGACUACCCAGGGGUGAUACCCAGCCUGCGAGACAUCCACAUUGAGAUGCUAAAACGAGGUUACUUCGGAAUGCAGUGUCUGUAUGGAAUACUGCCGAUCGUGCUGGCCGAGAAAAGUGAGAAUGCUAACUUUGCCGGGUUUUUCGGUGAAAGUGAAGAAAAUCAGAAGUUUCGACAUGACGUGUACUACAAUCCCAGAUAUCAUGAGCAUUUGAGGUGUCUAUUGAAGCUUUUUGAUUCCCGAGGAUUAUUGGAUUUUGCAUAAGGCUGUCGAAGUAAAAAGUCGGGAAAAACAAAUCUGUGCUUGACGGCGAGAAAAUAGUCAAUGUGUUAUUUACCUGUACGAUAUUGAGUGAAAUAAAUAUUUGAUUAUUGUUUUCAAA